UUUGGUGACCCGGAAGAGUUGAGCGGCGGGGGGGGGUGGGGCGCAUUGUUGCCAGGGAGCCGCUGCCGUUCCGGCUGCACAGCGUUCGCCCGCUGUGCCCGAGGCCCGCGGGUCCAAUUCCAUUCUUGCCCAGUUUCGGGGAAGACCCCACUUGUACACCACAGUCCCCUCUGCAUUCUGCUUGCCGCGCGGCUGCGAAGCUUCUGACAGGGUUCCCGGGGGCGCGCACGCCACGCCCUCCCAGCGAGAGGGGCGGGGCUAGGACGCUGCCGCGGACGGAAGAGGUGACUGUUGAAGCGGAAACCCGCCGGCCAUGGAGGCAGGCCUCGGCGGCCGAGCCGACAAGGUCCCCUCUGACUGCGCCGCACCAUGCGCCUCAGCCUCUUCCGGCGCCUUCUCCUGGCCGCCCUGCUGCUCGUGAUUGUCUGGACGCUCUUUGGGCCCUCGGGCAUCGGGGAGGAGCUGCUGAGCAUCUCGCUAGCCUCCCUGCUCCCAGGCCCGGCCUCGCCCGGGCCGCCCCUGACCCUGCCCCGCCUCCUGAUCCCCAACGAGGAGGCGUGCGGCGGUCCCGGCCCCCCGCCCUUCCUGCUAAUCCUGGUGUGCACGGCCCCGGAUAACCUGAACCAGAGAAACGCCAUUCGGGCCUCGUGGGGCCGGCUGCGCGAGGCCCGAGGGCUCAGGGUGCAGACUGUCUUUCUGCUGGGAGAACCCAGCUGGGGCUCGCGCGGGAACGACCUGGCGCGGGAGUCAGCGGCCCAGGGGGACAUAAUGCUGGCGGCUUUCCAGGAUUCCUACCGCAACCUCACUCUCAAGACCCUCAGCGGGCUGAACUGGGCCGACAAACACUGCCCCGUGGCCCGCUACAUCCUCAAGACUGAUGAUGAUGUGUUCGUCAAUGUCCCCGAACUGGUAUCAGAGCUGGUCCGGCGAGGAGGCCGCUGGGAGCAAUGGGAAAGGGGCAUGGGGCCCCCGAGAAAGGCGAAAGUUGGAGAUGAAAAGUGGGAAGGAGGCCCCACCUUGGCGAGCCAGCCUGUGCCUCUCUUGUACCUGGGCCGUGUGCAUUGGCGGGUGCACCCCUCUCGGACACCAGGGGGCAAGCACCAGAUAUCAGAGAAACAGUGGCCUCCCACCUGGGGCCCCUUUCCCCCCUAUGCCUCAGGCACGGGGUAUGUGCUAUCGGCUUCUGCUGUGCAGCUCAUACUGAAGGUAGCCAGCCGGGCACCCCUUCUGCCACUGGAGGAUGUCUUUGUGGGGUUAAGUGCCCGACGAGGAGGCCUCGCCCCAACCCACUGUGUCAAGCUGGCUGGUGCCACCCACUACCCCCUGGAUCGGUGCUGCUAUGGGAAAUUCCUGCUGACAUCCCACAAGCUGGACCCCUGGGAGAUGCAGGAAGCCUGGAAGCUGGUGGGUGGCUCUGACGGGGAAAGAACUGUACCCUUCUGCUCCUGGCUCCAGGGAGUCCUCGGCAUCCUCCGAUGCCGGGUAAUAGCCUGGCUUCACAGCUGAGAGGGCGUGAGCGCCCAGGAGAGGGGUGAGGAGCUGAGAGUCCAACCAGCACCCUCACCACCUUCUCUCUCCCGGGCCCAAGGCAGGGGCUCUAGCUGGCUGCAACUGAUUGGUUGCCCUACACCAGAUGCGCAGUCUGUCACUGAAGACUGAGGGAUACAGGACACACCUAGGGGGCUGCCUUGCCUGCCAGCCCCAAAGAUGGUCAUCAGGAAGAGCCGCACAUGCUGGGUUGUUCUCUCCAGCCACGGCAGGGGAGGGGCACAAGCCCCUCAAUAAACUUGUCUCUUUUCCUCUUCGAGUACAGUGUGGUCCUCACCAGGAGUCUCAGAUCACAAACCUGGGGAACCUGAAGGCUACCAGAGCCUGCUGGAUGGAAAGGACAUCUCCAGGGAUGUGGGAGAGGGAGGACAGCCUCUCCCUGGAGGAAGGCCCUAGAGAGCCAGACUAAAGCCACAGCGACUACAAGAUAGGGGUGAGGGUAGAAGCAAGACACCACCACCUCUCGUGUCUGAGAGCAGCCCCAGGCCGGACGUGGGAAGGGAACAGGUCCACAGGAUGAUCCAGACAUGUUAUCCAAAAACCCACCUUCCUGUUUAAUACCAAGCCCUCUCCCCCAACCCCCAGGAGUCAGCUUUCCACCCCCUGUGGGGGAGGGGGCUCACUGCUCCCUCCUCAUUCCAGGGAACAGGUCAUUCCCCACAGGUGCUCUUGGGGAGAGAAUGUCGUUCCCAGGAACCCCUGGAGCCUGGCUCAGCGCACAAAUCUGUCCAGGGCAGAUGGCCGGGCCCCCAUGGGCUUGGCCUUCUCUUGCUUCUGCGGCUGCUGCUCCAAGCUCUGCCGGACUUUGUCCUGGGGUGGGAAGAAAAGGCGAGGUGAGAAGUGGCAGGAGGGCAUAGCCCACAGGCCACCCGGCCCAUCCCCCAGUGCUCACUUACCCUGUGUUCCUCAUCCAUGACCUUCCUCUUCCUCUUCACCAGACUUGCUGUGGAGCUGCGGCCCUUCUGCUUUGGCUUUGGCUGGAAGGGAGGUUUGGUGUCGGGAUCGUAGCCCUGAGGGAGGGGACAGGAGUGAAACCUGAAACAGACUUCCAAGGCAGGGAACUGCACUUAUGAGGACAUGGUGGGGACAGGAUGUGGGGGUGAGGAAGGCCCGGGCCCUCGGGGGCCUGCUCCGUACCAGCCUCUCAAGCCGUUCCUUCUUUUCCUGCUCCAGAGAGAUGACAUCAACCUCUGCCAGGGCUCGUGGGUCCAGACAGAUGAGCUCUGCAGGUACCUGGGUGUGUCACAGAGGGACAGGAAUGCGUAAGGAGCCACAGGAGGGUGACACCCAAGAGAUGCCGCUGAAGCCCACUCUUCCCAAGACCCCCGGCCCCACACCACAUGCAGACACUUCCUCACCUUCUCCAGUAGGGCCUUCACCUCCCACUCCUGGCGCUGCUUCCGGCUCCUGUAUGGGUUACUCUCCAGGCCGUCGAAGUUGGGCUCAGCAGCCCCUGGAGGGAGGAGGGAACACAGAACUGUAAACAGGAACCUACUCCAGCCUGAGCAAGCCCCUGGCCCCCAGCUGUCUCAGGGUCAGGCCCACUCCAGCUUCCAUCCCAAGGUCAUCCACUUAAGAGCCCCAGCCCUGCCCACUCACCAGGGACCAGCAUGCUGGUGAUGCCCCCGCUGUGCCCCACUCCCAGCACAUCUUCAAAGGGGCAGAACUGAAGGCCAUGCACGUGGCCUGAGAGCCGGUGGGUGAGGUAGGGCUGCUCCAGGGACGGGGGGCUGGCCUUGCCCUGUCCUGCCCAUAUGUUGACCACAUCGCCCGUUCCUGCAGCCAGCAGUCCCCGCUGGGAGAAGGCCAGGUGCCCCGCUCCCUGGGGCAGGGUCCGAGCGCUCAGAGGCUGGAACGUCCCUCGCAAGUCAAAGAUCUUCAGCUGGUGGUCCAGGCCAGAGGUGGCCAUGUGCCUGGGGGCAAGGGGGGCUGGUUAAUCCAUAGUAUGAGCUUACUGGGCAGGCCCGUGGCCAAGUCCAGGCAUCAGGUCUGGUUGAAGAGAAGAAGACCAAUAAUGACAGUAAUCACUACCAUCACACCACACACUCCACGCACCUCUUCUCAGUGAGGCGGCUGUACUAUUUUCAUUUCCCUUUUACAGAGAAGAAACUGAAACUAGCUCAGAGAAAGGAAAUCAGGGUGAGUGGUAGAGCUAGAAUUCAAGUCAGACCUGUGUCUUUAGUGUCUGUGCUCUUACCCACUCACGACAUGUGAAUGAAAGGGAGGACACACACGACAAUCUACACCCAGGUGUGAGGUCCCACCACAUAGACAGGCAGCCCAUCGGUAAGCAGCGGGAAGGGCUCACAGCAGUGGUCAGGGAGGGCUUCGUGGGAUUUGAGCCAUUCUAGGUAAUUCUCAAGAAAGCACAAAAAACAGAGAUGCAUGUAUAAGCAGGUACAAAUGAAUUAACAUCAGAGCAUGGUGACAGGGAGAUGGAAGCAGGGGUUUGUUUUCCAGGCUGGUGGGAAAUAUGGCCAGGAAGGCCAGGAGGGGACAAAUUGCAGGGGCUCCUGAAGGUCGGACGGGAGAUAGUUCCCAAAGCUGCUCUCCGGCAAUGACAGGCCACAAGAUGGAGGCUGCAUGGACCUGAAAAAACCUCCUUAGGAAGCAAGGAAGUGAUGCACUAGAGGGCCCUGCCCCGCCCCCUUCCCUGGAAGGAGGGUGGGCAAGGUUGGUGACCAAAUCCUCUCAAGGAAGCAUGUACCAUGCAAGUCAUUUACUUGCAGAGGUUGGAGUUUCUAUUGAUGUUCAAGUUGCUCCUCAGGGAGGCUGAAGGGGGACCAGCCAGGCCAGGGGAUGUAUGUUUGCCAGAAGCCAAAGACCCUCCUCUUAGCCUUGGCUGUGAACCCAGGAGGAAGACACUAAGGAGUUCCUACUUGAGCAGAGACUUGGCCUGUGAUGGGGCCGAAGAGAGGCCCAGCUGGAUACUUGUCCUGACAAGACAAUCAGGGCCCAGCUCCACCCGAGGGAGAGGCCAUCAGCACAAACCAGGACUUAUGGAGGGCUCCUGGGACACAGGGUCACACCCUUCACUGAGCCAACAACUGAGGAGCACACGCUGGCUCCUGCCCCAAACACACCCAGCUCUGGGAUCCCCUGUGCAAAUGCCCACCCAGUGGCCAGAUGGGUCUCCAAGGCCACACUACCACGCUACUGAACUUGCAAGAAACACUUCAGCUUUGCGAGUCCAAUCCAAUCCUAAUGCAAGCUUCCAGAAUGCCAGCUGAGGACGACAGUCAGCCUCAUCUCUGGAGCCCCUGUGGCUGGUCUGAGGCACCCCUGAGGAGGACCAGAGCUAAGCCGGGGUGGGCCUAAGACCAAGGACCAGAGCCGUCUGGUGUCAGGCUGUUGACCAAACCUCCGUGAAGGAACUGAUGGAGCCCUGAGCACAGGAGUAGCUGACCCAGGCAGCCUGGGGAAGGCCAAGUCCAGCUCAGGUCCAAUGGCCCACAGAAGGCAGAAAACCUCAGGACAGGCCCCCUGACAGUCCUAGCACCAGACUGGCACAGACAUGGAGUAAACAGGGCAGAAGCAAACCACCUGUCCACAGAGACACAACUAUGGGGGGCCCAGGAGGCGUGAGCAUCUGGCAGGCUUUCAUAAGUUGGUAGCCACUGGGCUUUUCUUCUUCCUGAUUUUCUAUCAAACAACUUAAAAGUAAGGUUAUGGAGUUAAUACUUAAUGUAGAAGAUUCCUGAACAAUGGUGUAAAAGGAGGAAAGCCACGUGGGAAAGAGUAUUCUGACAUCAACACCCAGGACACACAAGGAGGAAGAACUGGAGGCUAGAAACUGAGACACUGAGAAUGGCGAGAAACAGACCUUGGAGGGACCCUGGAGGGGAAAAGCAGUCAGGACUUCACAGCGGUCGUGAGGCGGAAAUUCAAAGCAGACCUGCCACCCCCAACCCUUCACAUCACCAGCCAGACCUAAAGAGGACAAUCGUCUUUGACAAAGAUGACGAAAUACAGCGCUCCCUACCCACCAGGCACCAUGAUCAACUCUAUAGGCCUUAACUCGCGUUCACGCCUACAACAGUUUUCUAAGCUAAGCCCCAGGCUUGGCAAACUAUGGCCCAUGAGCCAACAAAGCCAGCGCACCACCUAUUUCUGUAUAGCCCACAAACUGUAAAGAAUGGUUUUUACAUUUUUAAGUGGUUGGGAAAAAAAAUCAAAAGAAAUAUAUUUUGAAACAUGAAAAUUAUUUGAAAACUCCAGUGUCAGCAUCUACAAAUAAAGAUUUAUUGGGACACAGUCACACUCAUUCAGUUACUUGUUCUGUGGCUGCUUUUUGUGCUAAGACAGCACGGUAUUGUG
This is a messenger RNA of Globicephala melas (long-finned pilot whale), 5865 nucleotides long. It is a transcript of the gene B3GALT4, whose product is annotated as beta-1,3-galactosyltransferase 4. Gene Ontology annotation, molecular function: N-acetyl-beta-D-glucosaminide beta-(1,3)-galactosyltransferase activity. NCBI's taxonomy places the organism in Eukaryota, Metazoa, Chordata, Mammalia, Artiodactyla, Delphinidae. The record is from RefSeq and is a predicted model, not a curated record. Gene Ontology annotation, cellular component: Golgi membrane.